This is a messenger RNA of Caenorhabditis remanei, 984 nucleotides long. RefSeq lists its product as uncharacterized. Gene Ontology annotation, biological process: G protein-coupled receptor signaling pathway. The transcript has 7 exons. The record is from RefSeq and is a predicted model, not a curated record. Lineage: Eukaryota; Metazoa; Nematoda; Chromadorea; Rhabditida; Rhabditidae. Bases 1 to 984 code for a protein of 327 amino acids. Gene Ontology annotation, molecular function: G protein-coupled receptor activity. Gene Ontology annotation, cellular component: membrane.
AUGGAUCAGUAUAUUAUGGAGGCAGUACUGGGUCCAAUGAUGUUACUUGGAGCAUUUGGAAAUCUGAACGUAAUCGUAGCAGUUGCUAGAAAGAAAGUGCUCAGAACUAAAGGAGCAAUGCUUGUAUUUGUCCUGGCGAUUUCUCAUUUUAUCUGCAAUGUUUCAGAACUGAAAGUGUUGAUUUUCAGACUCAGGUUUCAAUCAUUAACGGGAAGAGAAUGUUUUCUGUACAAUGUUCCCUAUUCAUUUUGUGUCAUGUUUCAAUCUGCUCUAUUUCUUUCGAUGGCUCUGGAUUUGUGCUUCUGUAUAAUGCUUCCAAUCAAACACAUGUUAUGGCCUAAAAAGAAAUACAUUCUGAUAAUGUGCAUAAUGCCAACAUGUUUUGCUCUAAUCGUUUUCUUCCUGAACUUUCUCUUCGUAACUGAUGAAAAUGCUCCAUAUUGUGCAUUCAUGUUAAUUCGAUCGCCAAAAAAAGAAGUGGUGAAUGAUUCAGCUAUGGAUGAUGGUGUAUUCGAGAUUAUAUCGACAUCUGUGGUUGUUUGCAAUAUUAUCACUUUCAUCAUUACGGUCGUAUCGGUUAUUGUGGCUAUCAAAAAAUCACAAGACAUGAGGAAUCAUCGUCAUUCAAUAGUCACCAGAAGGAAUAGUACAGUGGAAGAACGAAGAAAGAAUGAACAAGACAUUGCUCCCUACAUGCCUUUUCUUGCUAUCAUCACAAUGCCCAACUUUUGUCAAGCCUAUUUCGUCACCUAUUUUCGGUCCCCAAGAUUUCGUAAAGCGUACAGAGAACAUUUCCAUUGGCUCACUUGUGGAUGUCUAUACCGAGAUAUCAUGGAUCAACCAGAGACGCGAGCGGGAGAAUCUGGAAGUAAACCAGAUAGUGCAACAAAUCAACAACCACCAACUGAAACAGUGGUGGAAAAGAAACAGAAAGAUGGUGGAGUGAAGAAAACUGUGAGGAUAUAUGAAGGAGAAGCCAUUUGA